CGCGCGAGAAGAUGGCGGCGAGAGGCGGCCGGCGGGCGCUGCUGCUGCUCCUUUUCUCGCUCUCGUUCCUCUUGCUGGCGGCGCCCGGGGCUUGGUCGGCGCGGGGCCGCGGGGCCGACAAGCAGAACAGCCUCCGGAGGGCAGCCAGCGGCGUCUACCAGGGCGUGAGCGGCCUCUUCGGCGAGGAGAACGUGCGCGCCCUGCAGAAGUUUUUCUCCAAACUGACAGAGCGAUUUGUAUAUGGUGUGGAUGUUCUAGUAGAUACAUUUUGGAGAAUAUGGACUGAUCUUCUGGAUGUCCUUGGGAUUGAUGGUUCCAACUUGACCCAUUAUUUCAGCCCUGGGUCCCUCGCCAACAACCCCACCCGUGCUCUUUUGCUGAUUGGCGCCAUCUUACUUGCUUAUUGGUUUGUCUCUCUCCUCCUUGGGUUCUUCUUCUAUCUCUUACAUGUGCUGUGUGGCCGCUUCUUCUGGAUCGUGAGGGUCGGCCUCUUUGCACUUUCUUGCGUGUACAUCCUUCAGAAGUAUGAAGGUGAGCCAGAACAUGCUGUCCUUCCGCUGUGCUUUGUAGUUGCUGUCUAUUUCAUGACUGGACCUGUUGGCUUCUAUUGGAGGAGGAACAGCCACAGCACUCUUGAGGAGAAGAUUGACCAUCUUGACAGCCAGAUCCGACUCCUGAACAUACGUCUUUCUAGGGUGAUUGAAAACAUGGAUAGAGGAGGUGACCAAUGAAACAAAUGGUUUAUCCCACUUACAACACCAGCUCUCUAGGAAGUCACCAAGCACUGUCUCUAGUUCAUAAAAAGUUAGUGAAGCAACAAGCCAACAUGGAUAAAACAAUGUGCAACAUUAAGCUGUUAAAUGUUAACAUUAGUUUAUCUAGACAAUAUACUGAAAGAAAAAAAUGCACUUGUAAGAUAAGAUUCUUUAGCUGUAUAUUCAGAGAUUUUUCUCCAUGAGUAGAAUUUUAUCCGCUUACUUUUUUCCAGGCAUUUAGAACAUAUUUUGUAAAAGGUUUUUAUAAAGGCAUAUUGAUUAGUCUAUUUAAAAUUAAUUAAAAAUUAAAAUGAGCUUUAUGCAGAUUUGACAUUUU
Molecule: messenger RNA, 1092 nt
Organism: Lacerta agilis (Sand lizard)
Lineage: Eukaryota; Metazoa; Chordata; Lepidosauria; Squamata; Lacertidae
Gene: BRI3BP
Product: BRI3 binding protein
Exons: 3
Coding region: 12-731 (239 amino acids)
Cellular component (GO): mitochondrion
Source: RefSeq, a predicted model, not a curated record